Molecule: messenger RNA, 1101 nt
Organism: Caenorhabditis remanei
Lineage: Eukaryota; Metazoa; Nematoda; Chromadorea; Rhabditida; Rhabditidae
Exons: 7
Coding region: 1-1101 (366 amino acids)
Source: RefSeq, a predicted model, not a curated record
AUGAGUUCGUCGUUUCCGACUGCGGUGUGGUCAAGAUUUCUGCCAAUUAUUAUAUUAAUCGGUCUAUUAACACUUCUUAUAUUUUUAACCAAGAGAUCCCAAGAUUCGAAUUCAAAUCCGAAUCCGAAUCGUGAUAUUUCAGUGACCGAUUCUAAAAACUUACGGUCGGCAGCAGCAGAACCAUCAUCUGUAUAUGAUUUAAACGAAUACAGUGUGAAAACACUUCGAGGAUAUGUUUCUUUGCACGAGUUGAAUGAAAAAGUUUUUAAGCCGUUUGGGUACGAAAUUUCUAAACCGACUCUCCCGGUGCCAACUGUUCGAAUGAUGAAUGAGCCUACGUGUGAAACCGUGUUUACUGAAUGGCAUUCAAUUUCUCAAAAGCAGCAGCCAGAUGUUCCUCCAAAACAGCUUCCAGUGGAUGACACCAACGCAUUUCUCUUGAACGGUUACACCGCACUGAGUGAAUGGUAUUUUAAUGAUCAUUCAACAACAGGUGAUAAACCAAGAAACUGGAAUCGGAUUGGAGAGUUUAUGAAAUUUACCAAAACUGAACUAAGUGCUCUUGCUUAUUCGUAUAACAAAGAGUCCGAGUCAAUGUACCAUGCUAUGAGUGGGUACCCACUUGAUGGACAGAAUGGCUUCGUAGUGGGGAGUAUGCAACCAUGGGUUGAAGUAAUGGCUCUGCAGCAUGGUGCGAAGAAAAUAUUGACGGUGGAAUACAACCCUCUGGAAAUUCAAGAGGAGUAUGCUGGUACAUUUGACUUUGCUGCAUCAUUUUCAUCGAUUGAGCAUUCUGGAUUAGGGCGGUAUGGAGACCCGAUUGACCCAAUUGGAGACUUGAGAGAAAUGCUCAAAAUUAAAUGUAUGCUAAAGAAAGGAGGACUUCUAUUCCUGGGAAUUCCUUACGGAACAGACGCAAUGCAGUUUAAUGCGCAUCGUAUCUACGGAUCAAUUCGUCUCGCCAUGAUGUUUUUUGGUUUUGAUUGGCUUGCUUCGUACUCGGGUGAACAGGAACAACCGAUAGAUCUUGAUUCAAUACGACUACACUCGAAGGGGCUCUCUCAAUUGACCCAGUACACUUUAGUAUUGAGAAAAUUAUAA